Molecule: messenger RNA, 2347 nt
Organism: Dissoconium aciculare CBS 342.82
Lineage: Eukaryota; Fungi; Ascomycota; Dothideomycetes; Mycosphaerellales; Dissoconiaceae
Product: allantoinase
Exons: 1
Coding region: 475-2097 (540 amino acids)
Biological process (GO): purine nucleobase catabolic process
Cellular component (GO): cytoplasm
Molecular function (GO): allantoinase activity
Source: RefSeq, a predicted model, not a curated record
CAAUAUUAGUCCAAGAACAUAUUCACGGGUUUCGAGCGAUAUAAUCGCUGCUUCGGCACGGUGUAUUCACGUACUUGAUUGUUACUUUACGUCGAUGUCGGACCGGCUGUCCGAAAGAGGGCCGCCGCCGCAUACACAGUCCCAAUGGAUGGCAUUUCUUGCCCCUCCUCACUCUCUCGAUAACGACAUGGAAAGUAUCGUCUUUUUGGCCGCUUUCAAUAGACCGCGAUAAACACCACCUCAGCGGCGGUCAGUCAUAUACAACAGUCUCACAUUCGCUAUCGUCGAUUCGUCUAUGCAUUGAGCGCGGUCGUUUUUGCGUGCGGAAAAGUUCGGAACACGCGUUGUUUCCUCUCCUCUUCUUUCGCUCGCUGGUGGAACAAAUUAAUGCAGUCGGUCUGGUGUUCAGUCGCUCGCUGGGAUUGUUUGUUAAAAAACGCCACAUUUCUCUCCAUAUAAGAUCCGGACAUCACGAUGGCUGCCAAACAAGUAAAUGACGCGGAGACCGCGGACAUCUCACCGGAACAAGAAUCAAUUCAAAGCGACUCGGACUUGGUCAUCUUCGCAUCAUCUCGAGCAGUGGUAGAAGGACGCCUCACUCCUGCGACCAUCAUCAUCUCCAAAGCCACCGGCAAAAUCACAGCGAUCCACGAUUCCGUCCUCGGGCGGACUUCAUUCCCGGCCGACGCCACAUACAACGACUACACCCCCCACGUCUUACUCCCGGGUCUCGUCGACGCCCACGUCCAUCUCAACGAGCCCGGCCGGACGGAGUGGGAAGGUUUCUACACGGGCACCCAAGCAGCCGCAUUCGGCGGCGUCACGACCGUCAUCGAUAUGCCGCUGAAUGCCAUCCCGCCGACCACGACGAUGCAAGGCCUCAAGGAGAAAGUCGCGGCCGCCCAGGGGAAGUGUUGGGUCGAUGUAGGCUUCUAUGGCGGCAUCAUCCCGGGGAACGCAGCGGAGUUGAAACCGCUCGUGAGGGCCGGCGUGCGAGGUUUCAAGGGGUUCCUCAUCGACAGCGGCGUCGAGGAGUUCCCGGCCGUCUCCGCAGAGGACAUCACCAAGGUCUUCGGGGAGUUGGCGGACGAGCCGACGACGGUCAUGUUCCACGCCGAGAUGAUCCCGCCCAUCACGCAGUCCGUCGGCGACGACGUCCAGACCUCCCGGCCGCCCGCGCAACCCUCGGGCCCGUUGGAGAAAUACCAAACGUUCCUCGACUCGCGCCCGGCCGCCUUCGAGACCUGCGCCAUCUCCCAGAUCGUCCACCUCGCGCCCCUGGCGCCGGACCUCCCCUUGCACAUCGUCCACCUCUCCGCCGUGGAGGCCAUCCCCAUCCUCCGCGACGCGCGCGCGAGAGGCAUCAGGAUCACCGCCGAGACGUGCUUCCACUACCUCAGCCUGGCCGCCGAGGACGUCCCCGACGGCGACACGCGACACAAAUGCUGCCCGCCCAUCCGCUCCGAAUCGAACCAGGAGGGCCUGUGGAGGGAACUCCUCGCCGGGGAGGAGGGAGGCGGUGUGAUUUCGACGGUCGUCUCGGACCAUUCGCCCUGCACGCCGGACCUCAAGCUUUUACCUGCACAUGUCCCCGGCGCCGUGGUCGCGAGCAGCAGCAGCGGCGGCGGCGGCAAGACAGCGGCGUCAUCCUGCGGUGCGAAGAAGGACGAUAAGACGGGAGACUUCUUCGGCGCCUGGGGAGGGAUUAGUUCCGUCGGCCUGGGGCUCAGCAUUCUCUGGACGGAGUCCCAGCGCCGCCAUCUCGAGGGAUCCAAGACGCUGCUGGACAUCGCCCGGUGGUGCUGCAAGAACACGGCCUCCCAGGUCGGACUGGAGGGCCGCAAGGGCGAACUCCGAGUCGGGCUGGACGGCGAUGUCUGCGUCUUCGACCCCGAGGCCUCCUUCGUCGUCGAGCCGCACACCAUGCUGUUCAGGAACAAAUGCUCGCCGUACGAGGGGAGGCUGCUGAAGGGUGUCGCGGUCGAGACUUGGUUGAGGGGCAGGAGGAUUCAUUCUCGAUCGGGGGGAUUCGGGGACGGGACGGUGCCGACGGGGGAGUUGUUGCUUGAGCCGAGGAGGAAGCCUUCUCCUUCUUGAAUUGCGAUUCGUUUCGCCCAUGUAGUAAUCUCAUCGGGAUACAUUUUGUUUACACUUUUCCUGUCGGGAGACUUAUGGGGAGUUGUUUCGUACAUGGAUCAUGAUAGGAGGGGCGCAAAAUCAUGGACGUUGGAUUUCUGCGGCGCGCAUUUCGCCCGGCUGCUUUCUUCCCAUGGGAUCCCCUCACAGGACCCUUUCAGUAGAUGAUCCAAUGCAUUUCCCGCGCACCGGACGUCGUGCUCCGACAUGU